UUCGCCUGAUUGUCCCAUUCCCAGUCCUCCAUCUCCAUUAAUCAAAAACCAAAUUCUUAAGUUAGGUAUUGCUUCGUUUUACUAACCCUUUAUCGUUGUAUUCACCAUUUUUUUUUCUUGCCUUUGCUUCUUUGAUUCAUUAAGGGUCUCACUGAUUCAAGCAACAUCAGAGAUCAUAACAGAUGACUUUCUCUGCUACCCAAUCUGUCAUUGCCUCAAUCCAACCAUACCCAACUUGUAAUCAUCAGCCCCAACCUCCCCAUCAUCUCUCCCAGAAACUCCAAUCGAAAUCGACCCGAAUCUCAGUUGUUAAAACCCAACAGUUAAGCUCUCCAACUACUCAGGAACCGAAAAGAGAGUCAGACUGCGAGUGCUUCAAUCUGUACAAGGAGUUAGUUCCGUACAAGCAAGCUUGGUCUUGGCAGAAGAGCAUAGUGAAAGAGAAGAAGGCUCUGAUUGAGAGGAAUGAAGACUGCCCUGACUCGCUCUUGGUUCUUCAGCAUCCUCCUGUUUACACAAUGGGCACCGGUAGCUCUGAAAAGUUCCUCAAUUUUGACCUCAAGGAUGCUCCAUUCGAUGUUCACCGAACCGAGCGCGGCGGCGAGGUUACAUAUCAUGGUCCUGGUCAGAUAGUAAUGUACCCCAUUAUGAAUCUCCGGAAUCAUAAAAUGGAUCUUCAUUGGUACCUCAGGUCACUUGAGGAGGUGAUCAUUCGUUCCCUUUCAAACACAUUCUCGAUCAAGGCAUCUCGGCUUGAGGGCUUAACUGGUGUUUGGCACGGAAACCAGAAACUAGCAGCUAUUGGUAUACGAGUGUCGCAGUGGAUAGCUUAUCAUGGUUUAGCAGUGAAUGUAACCACAGAUUUAACUCCUUUUAAUUGGAUAGUACCGUGUGGUUUGCAAAACUAUCAGGUCGGAAGCAUUAGAGAGUUGUUAGGGGAUAUUGAGUCAUUUGACGGUAGUAGUAGAAAACAGGUACGUGAUCCUGAUGAUGGCCAGCUACUUGACAUUGCUUGCAAAUCUUUGAUCAAUGAGUUCUCAGAAGUUUUUCAGGUUGGAAUCAAUUAUGAAACCAUCUCGAGGUUAGAGUUCUUAGAAAGUGAACUUGUAAAGCUUCUGUAAGAGGCAGUAAUUUAGUUGUGGGUUUCAUGCCUACAAUUGCUAGUGUGAAGCAGAUCUAAACACUCCUGUACAUUUUCAUGUCCAAUCUGUUCCUAGUGCAGUAGGUCUUGUCACCAAACAGAAUUAUGUUAUAGUUUUGUGAGCAAACGCUGAUGGUGCAAACCUUGGAAGCCCUGCCACUAGCCUCCAAGUUAUGAUGACCACCAGGUUCCUUUGGUUCUUUAGCCUGUUGCUCAUCUAAUACAGAAGUAUAGAACACAUGUUGCAAGUUGAAUGUUUCAAAAUGCAACAAAAGUGAGCAGCAACAAUAUAUUAGCUUUCCAUCCUUUUUAUCUCUUGGAUGAUAACUUGCACUGUCAACCUGUGAGGUCUGGAAGCUUUUUGAGCAGGUUUGAGUCACUGAGCUAUUUUCAGAUGCUUUCACGUGUAUCAUUAUGAGCAUAUGACACUAAAUGAUUAAAGUUGAGUCUGUAUUUAUAUAUUGAAACUAUGUCAACCAAGUAACAUUUUUUUUUUGGUUAAGCAACCAAGUAACAUAUUGAUUACAGGUCAAUGAGCACUAAUAACGAAUCUGAAAGCAUGAAGAUUUGAAGCUAUUAUUUCCAGUUACUUUUCUCUGUUAUUGUUGAAUGCAUGUCUUCAUUGACAUUCAAGAUGAGAUUGUGAUUCUGCAAUUUGAUCGUUAGUGUUUCAUUUAUUUCUGCUUGAUUUGAUGUUUGAAUUUUGGAGGCCUCUGUUUGGA
Molecule: messenger RNA, 1863 nt
Organism: Argentina anserina (silverweed cinquefoil)
Lineage: Eukaryota; Viridiplantae; Streptophyta; Magnoliopsida; Rosales; Rosaceae
Product: octanoyltransferase LIP2p2, chloroplastic-like
Exons: 4
Coding region: 183-1121 (312 amino acids)
Biological process (GO): rRNA processing; protein lipoylation; tRNA processing
Cellular component (GO): nucleolar ribonuclease P complex; ribonuclease MRP complex
Molecular function (GO): lipoyl(octanoyl) transferase activity
Source: RefSeq, a predicted model, not a curated record